Messenger RNA from Cyanistes caeruleus (blue tit), 3353 nucleotides. RefSeq names its product DNA topoisomerase I mitochondrial (gene TOP1MT). Lineage: Eukaryota; Metazoa; Chordata; Aves; Passeriformes; Paridae. The record is from RefSeq and is a predicted model, not a curated record. Gene Ontology annotation, biological process: DNA topological change; DNA replication. Gene Ontology annotation, molecular function: DNA topoisomerase type I (single strand cut, ATP-independent) activity; DNA binding. Gene Ontology annotation, cellular component: chromosome; mitochondrial nucleoid.
CUUCCCCACUUCCUUCUUCAGCAGAUCUGGGACGAUCCAGGCAGGUAUUUUAUAGGAAAAGACGUGGAAUAAUGUGGCUGCUGGAUUAUUUUCUGGCAGUGCGAUUUUAACCACUUGGUGUCACUCUCUCCCAGAUAUCCCCAAGGUCCGGGACAGGGCGGGAGGAUUUUUGGGAUGCUUUUUGGGACCUUGUAGCAAACCCUGAUCUGGGAGGAGCCAUUAUCCCAGACAGGGAUUUCUAUGGAUACCUGGAGCUUUGAGGUGGCCCUUGAAGGAUCCAGGGUGACGUGAAAAGUAGGAUUUUCUAUAUUUUUUUUCCUAAUCAAUGCCAUGUCUGGAAUGGCUGGAUCCCGGCACGGAGGAGAGAGGCUGGUACGUAGGAAUUCUAUCCCAAAAAACAUCCACGGCUACAUUUCCCAUCAGGAAAUUCCCGUGUGUCGCCGUCCUUGGCCUCUGGCUGGGUUCGGGGGGCUCUGGAAGGUGGGAAGAGGAGAAGAAGGAAGGUGGAGUCAAAUGGAUGCAGCUGGAGCACCGAGGGCCCUACUUUGUGCCCCUCUACGAGCCCCUGCCUGAGGAUGUGCAGUUUUAUUAUGAUGGAAAACCCUUCAAGCUGAGCCUGGCCACGGAGGAAAUUGCCACAUUUUAUGCCAAAAUGUUGGAUCAUGAGUACACCACCAAGGAGGUCUUCCAGAACAACUUCUUCCAUGACUGGAGGAAGGAAAUGACCUCAGAGGAGCAAGAGAUAAUCAAGGACCUGGACAAAUGUGACUUCAGGGAGAUCCACAAAUAUUUUGUGGACAAAAAUGAGGCCCGGAAGGCGCUCCCCAAGGAGGAGAAGCAGAAGCUGAAGGAGGAGGCGGAUAAGAUCCAGGAGGAAUAUGGAUACUGCAUCAUGGAUGGGCACCGGGAGAAGAUUGGCAACUUCAAAACAGAACCUCCAGGGCUCUUCCGUGGCCGUGGGGAGCACCCCAAAAUGGGGAUGCUGAAGAAGAGGAUCAUGCCUGAAGAUGUCAUCAUCAACUGCAGCAGGGAUUCCAAGAUUCCCGAGCCCCCGGAAGGUCACAGGUGGAAGGAGGUACGCUUUGACAACACGGUCACCUGGCUGGCUUCGUGGACAGAGAACAUCCAGAACACCUUGAAGUACAUCAUGCUGAAUCCCAGCUCCAAGCUGAAGGGGGAGAAGGACUGGCAGAAAUACGAGGUGGCUCGGCGCCUGAAGGAUGUUGUCCACACAAUCCGGGCUCAGUACAGGAGAGACUGGAAAUCCAAGGAGAUAAAGAAGAGGCAAAGAGCAGUGGCCCUCUACUUCAUUGAUAAGCUGGCCCUGCGAGCUGGGAACGAGAAGGAGGAAGGGGAGACAGCAGACACAGUUGGCUGCUGCUCCCUGCGUGUGGAGCACAUCCAGCUGCACCCCCAGCUGGAUGGGCAGGAGCAUGUGGUGGAGUUCGACUUCCUUGGGAAAGACUCCAUCCGUUACUACAACAAAGUGUCCGUGGAAAAGCAGGUGUUCAAGAACCUGCAGCUGUUCAUGAAGAACAAGGACCCCACCGAGGACCUCUUUGACCAGCUCUCUACAAACUUCCUGAACAGACACCUCCAGCACCUCAUGGAUGGUUUGACGGCCAAAGUCUUCAGGACCUACAACGCUUCCAUCACCCUGCAGGAGCAGCUCAAAGCCCUCACCAACCCUGAAGACAACGUUGCAGGAAAACUCCUGUCCUACAACCGGGCCAACCGAGCCGUGGCCAUCCUGUGCAACCAUCAGAGGUCCAUACCAAAGACCUUUGCCAGGUCCAUGCAAGUCCUCCAGGAAAAGAUUGAUGCCAAGAAGAAACAAGUGGAGGAAGCCCAGGAAGAACUGAAAAAAGCUGAAGAGGAGUUUAAAGACAAAAGCGAUGCCAAAGCAGAAGACAAUGUGGAGAAGAAGAAGAAGCUGUUGAAGAGGCUGGAGGAGCAAUUGGCCAAGCUGAACAUCCAGGCCACGGACAAGGAGGAGAACAAGCAAAUAGCUCUGGGCACAUCCAAGCUGAAUUACCUGGAUCCCAGGAUUAGCGUGGCUUGGUGCAAGAAAUUUGGGAUUCCUAUCGAGAGGAUCUACAACAAGACCCAGAGGGAGAAGUUUGCCUGGGCCAUCGACAUGGCUGGCGAGGACUUUGAAUUCUGAGCUGGUGCCUUCCACAUUAAAUCCCAAAUCCUGCUCAUUUGGUGCUGCUGGGAAGCUUUUUUUUUUUUUUUAAUUUGCUGCUGCUGGGGGCUGAGGGUUGUCUGAAUGUGGUGCCUUUUGUAUUUUGUAUGGAAAACCAAACACCUGGAUUUGCAGUUGAAACAGGUAUUUCUGAUUGGGAUUUUGGACUUUGGGAGCUCUUAAUUCAUCUACAGAGCUGCCAAGUACUUGGGAUUUUUUUCUUUCUUCCUCUGGAGUCUUGGAAGGAGAUUAAAUAAGAGCCUUAAUUGUGCUGAUCAACAAGUCAGCAGGAAAACGGGGAACUGCAAUAUAAAACCCAGGACUGGGUUAGGAAUACACUGGGGGGAAAGUCAAAAAUCUCAGGGUUUGACAUUUUGGGGGACUUUGUGCCCUUUCACCUCCAGGAGAGGAGAAAGUUGUGCAAUUGCAGGGAUAUUAAAUGGAAAAAACGUGUGAGGGAAUUUGUGUCAUUUCAGGAGAAGGCAGAAGAGAAGAUGUUGGAUUUAAAAGCAGUUUCAUGUUGCAGGGGGUUAAAAUUCACCUGAAUUUUGGUCAUGAGCAAAGUGUAUUUUAAGCCCCAUGUGGUUUAAAUUUUUGUCUGGGAGAGGACAUCUCGCUUGAGGCCAUGUGUAUUUCCUUAUUUUCUUCACUUGGCUCUGGCUCAGCUCCUGUAUCCAGAGCAGGAACUGAACUGUCCAGACAGAGGUUUAGGAACUGGGGAAUCUCCUAGGAAAUGGGAUAAUGCUGGGCCAGGCUCCGUGGGGUGUGUGAUCAGUAUUCCUGGAGUUGCUCCUGUGUUGGGAUGGCACCUUUGGCAUCAUCCUUCCCACUCUGGGAAUGGAGCAGGCAGGGAUUAACAGCAUAAACUGGUUGUGUUUGCUGCUGAACUGGCUGCUUUCCACAUCCCAAAAAAGGCAGUUAUCAGCACAUUCCUGGCAGAAUUCCCACAUCCCAGAGAGUCCCAGGUGUGAGCAAACUGUUGCAUUGGCAGGAAAACCCUCUGGCACCUCAGGGCUGCUGUCCAGGGCUCUGUAUUCCAAAGCUCCUGGUGCUUCCCAUGUAUUUAUUUCCACUCAUUCUCAUGUUGAAAUUGUUGCUGUUUUGGUUGGAAAUGGAGGUCUUGGAAUGCAUUUCAUUAAAACUGGGAGUGGUUUAUUUUUUCUGAGUA